AUUCCAAUUAGUGUCCGCUGGUAGAACCCACGUGCCCACUCCACACACACCUUCCUCCUUUUCUCUUUCGAGUUUCCAACGCAACAACAGCCACAGGAGUUGUUGAAAAUAACAAACAUUUACUGUUGUUACCCUUCUACCUUCUUAGACGCACGCCACAACAAACACCUUCUCAGACACAACACAACACAACACUUAAAAACCUUUGCAACACCUCACUUUCGGUUUUCCCAUAAUACAACUAUAACUACAUCAAACCAAAAGCCUAGUGUCGAAUUAUUGACUUCAAAUUUCAAAUCCACUUUGUCCCAUCCCACCUGGACUUCCACCUCAUCCCUCUCCUCAAACGCCAUGAAAAUAGAUAUCAGCAUUUGAUCAUAGGUCUGUUUUGUUUUUGUGGCUGAGAGGAACUGAUUCCAAACUAUUCUAUAUGGGGGCUGGGGAAGAGAGCACAACUAAACCUUCAAAGUCAUCUUCAUCAGUUCAGCAGGAGACACCAACAGUGCCUGCAUAUCCUGAUUGGUCAAGCUCCAUGCAGGCCUAUUAUUCUACUGGAGCUACUCCACCCCCCUUUUUUGCCUCAACUGUUGCUUCCCCAACUCCCCAUCCCUUUUUAUGGGGAAGCCAGCAUCCCUUGAUGCCGCCAUACGGGACUCCAGUCCCAUACCCAGCUUUAUAUCCUCCUGGGAGUAUCUAUGCUCAUCCAAGCAUGGCAGUGACUCCGAGUGCUAUCCAGCAAAGUACGGAGAUUGAAGCGAAGGGAGCUGAUGGAAAGGAUCGAGACUCGUCCAAAAAAUUGAAAGGAACUUCUGCAAAUACAGGUUCCAAAGCAGGAGAGAGUGGAAAGGCAGGCUCAGGUUCAGGCAAUGAUGGCAUGUCUCAAAGUGGUGAAAGUGGUUCGGAGGGUUCAUCAAAUGCCAGUGACGAGAAUACUAACCAGCAGGAAUCAGCUACAAACAAGAAGGGAAGCUUUGACCUGAUGCUUGUGGAUGGAGCCAAUGCCCAGAACAAUUCUGGGGGUGCCAUUUCUCAAUCUUCUGUGCCUGGAAAGCCUGUUGUCUCAAUGCCAGCCACUAAUCUUAAUAUUGGAAUGGACUUAUGGAACCCCUCAUCUGGUGGUGCCGAAGCUGCAAAAAUGAGACAUAAUCAAUCUGGUGCCCCAGGAGUUGUUGCCCUUGGUGAACAAUGGAUACAAGAUGAACGUGAGCUGAAAAGACAGAAGAGGAAACAGUCGAACAGAGAGUCAGCUAGGAGGUCAAGGUUACGCAAGCAGGCUGAAUGCGAAGACUUACAAAAGAGGGUGGAGACACUGGGAAGUGAGAAUCGAAAACUCAGAGAAGAGCUUCAGAGACUUUCUGAAGAAUGCGAGAAGCUUACAUCUGAAAAUAAUUCAAUCAAGGAAGAGUUGGAACGGAUGUGUGGGCCAGAAGCAGUUGCUGACCUUGGAUGAACCAACGACACAUUUGAGUUCCUCGGUGUAGUGUUUGAUGGUAACGGCAAAAUUUGAUAGUUUCUUAAUUAAGACGAAUCUGCAGCUGGAAUUUUCUUAUGAAUGGCCCGGUCUCUUAAUUGAGAAUAGGAUAUAAUGUUUUUUCCUUGUUAUACUAAUUUAUAUGAUUAACCCUCAAUUGUAAUUGCCCUUAUGAUUUUACAUGUCAUUUGUUUGUAAUAUUUACCAACCAGUACCGUAGAAUAGACAAUGUAGGCUACUUGAGCUCUUCUGUUCAGAACAUAGUUUUGCAACUGAUGUUGAGAGUCGUGCUUCAACUUUUGAAAUCUUCAUUACUUCACUUUA
Molecule: messenger RNA, 1795 nt
Organism: Vigna unguiculata (cowpea)
Lineage: Eukaryota; Viridiplantae; Streptophyta; Magnoliopsida; Fabales; Fabaceae
Gene: GBF1
Product: G-box binding factor 1
Biological process (GO): regulation of DNA-templated transcription
Cellular component (GO): nucleus
Molecular function (GO): DNA-binding transcription factor activity; sequence-specific DNA binding
Source: RefSeq, a predicted model, not a curated record